Molecule: messenger RNA, 432 nt
Organism: Iphiclides podalirius (scarce swallowtail)
Lineage: Eukaryota; Metazoa; Arthropoda; Insecta; Lepidoptera; Papilionidae
Source: the annotation of a GenBank genome assembly
AUGGCGGGGCGAGGGGGGGAGGGGGGACCGAGGACGAGAGCCCCGGUGAAAGUGCGCGUGCGCAGCGCGUGCCCUGCGCCCCGUCCGACCGGCUCUGAGCACAAUUCCCAGCUGCGUCCCGAACAAGAGGGAGAGAAGCAAGCGACAAUCGCCCGCGAAUAUUCCCCUUUUGCAAGACUGUCAGUCUGUCUUUUGGCCAGUGAGUGUGCGUUCGCAGAAUGGCUGCGGGAUAUCGGCCCGGACAGGACAUUCGAUCGGGCGUCUACACUGUACAGUGAUUCCGGAUGGGCAGCGGCAAUGAUCCGCCUCGUAAACAGAGUCGAGACACCGUCGGCCGACAGACGAGCCGGCGCACACAUCGAGGGGAAUGGCGCACGGCGGAGUAAUCGAUGCCUUUCUACUCCGCGGCCUGCAACUCUCGCCGAUGAUGGU